UAUACUCAGUCUUUCAUGAUAUCAACAACAUAAACAAGACAAAACGCUUUUGUCUCUUUGUCCAAGUCUACAAGGAACCAGGAGAAGAACCCAUUCUAAAGUUCUUAUAAAUCUCGCAUAUAAGAAGAAGAUCCAAAAAUUAAAUUUAAAAAUAUCAAAUAUGGAGAGUCCCUCACUCAUUCCUCCCGGUUACCGAUUUCAUCCAACCGACGAAGAACUCGUUGACUAUUAUCUUAAGAAGAAAGUUGCAUUCCCCGGGAUGCAAGUUGAUGUUAUCAAAGAUGUUGAUCUUUACAAAAUCGAGCCAUGGGAUAUCCAGGAGUUAUGUGGAAGAGGUACAGGAGAAGAGAGGGAAUGGUAUUUCUUUAGCCACAAGGACAAGAAGUAUCCAACAGGGACACGAACCAAUAGAGCAACAGGGUCAGGAUUUUGGAAAGCAACAGGUCGAGACAAGGCCAUAUACUCGAAGCAAGAGCUUGUGGGCAUGAGGAAGACUCUUGUGUUUUACAAAGGUCGGGCCCCAAAUGGUCAGAAAUCGGAUUGGAUAAUGCAUGAAUAUCGUCUUGAGACCGAUGAAAAUGGACCACCUCAUGAGGAAGGAUGGGUGGUUUGUCGUGCUUUCAAGAAGAAACUAACAACGAUGAUGAAUUACAACAAUCCAAGAACAAUGAUGGGAUCAUCAUCAUCAGGCCAAGAAUCUAAUUGGUUCGUGCAGCAAAUGGAUGUCGCUAAUGGUAGCUACUACCAUCUUCCUGAUCUAGAGAGCCCAAGAAUGUUUCAAGCCUCAUCAUCAUCGUUACAUCACAAUGAUAAUGACCCUUAUGGUGUUGUACUGAGCACUAUCAACGCAACACCAACCACAUUAGUGCAAGGAGAUGGAGAAGUUGAUCAUGGUCAAGUUAUUACUAAUGAUGAUGAUCAUAUGAUUAUGAUGAACACAAACACUGAUCAUCACCAUCAUCAGUCAGGAUUACUGCUCAAUGAUGACCAUAAUGAUCAAGUGAUGGAGUGGCAAACUCUUGACAAAUUUGUUGCCUCUCAGCUAAUCAUGAGCCAAGAAGACGAAGAAGUUAACAAAGACCCAUCUGAUAAUUCGAUUGAAACAUUCCAUCAUCUCUCUGAAGAGCAAGCAACAAUGGUUUCAAUGAAUGCAUCGCCUUCUUCUCCAUGUUCCUUCUACUCUUGGUCUCAAAACACACACCCAUAAUAUCCAUCUUCAAACGUGCAUGUGUGAAUUCGAAUGCCUUAUUAUAAUUAAAUUGAGGCUCAUGCUCAUUGAUUACAUCAUACGCAUGUCUUAACGAAUUACUAAUUCUAAUUUUUAUACGAAAAUUGUUUAUUUAUUAUGUAAACUUUAUAGCUUGUUUGCC
Molecule: messenger RNA, 1370 nt
Organism: Brassica oleracea var. oleracea
Lineage: Eukaryota; Viridiplantae; Streptophyta; Magnoliopsida; Brassicales; Brassicaceae
Product: NAC domain-containing protein 101
Exons: 3
Coding region: 161-1207 (348 amino acids)
Biological process (GO): regulation of DNA-templated transcription
Molecular function (GO): DNA binding
Source: RefSeq, a predicted model, not a curated record